AUGUCUGAUGACGCAGAGCAGCAGACUGAAGAAAUUGAGGUGUUGAAAUCAAUAUAUGAAGGAGAUGAAAACUUCAAACAAGUUGACGCCACAACCUAUCAAUAUAAGUAUAUUGAAGGUGAGAAGUCAUUUCUUUUGGAAAUAAAGUGGGGCCCAACAUACCCAACUGAUAAACCGAGCUUUAAUUUGGAUAUUUUCUAUAAUCAAUGUUUAUUACCGUCUGUCAAGGAAAAGAUAUUAAGUAUAGUAAAUGCAGAAGCAGAACAGUGGCUUGGAUGUGCAAUGACAUAUACGUUAUUCGAAUGUUUGAAGGAGAAAUUAACAGAAAUACUCGCAGAGCAAACUGAAGAGGUAGUGGUGUCUAGCAGAGUGGAGAAGAUAGUUUUAGAAGACCAGACCGAAGUCUCAAAGAAACCAGAGAAAAAGGAGCAUUUAACGAAGGCGCAAAAGCGGAGAGCGUGGGACAAGGCGGAGAUAGGCAGGGCGGGGGAGAAGCCACGCGGGUGGGACUGGGUGGACAUUGUUAAACAUUUAUCUCAAGCGCCCCACCAGCCUGCCUCAUGA
Molecule: messenger RNA, 564 nt
Organism: Spodoptera littoralis (African cotton leafworm)
Lineage: Eukaryota; Metazoa; Arthropoda; Insecta; Lepidoptera; Noctuidae
Source: the annotation of a GenBank genome assembly